AUGAAUGUUCUCUUACGUUCAAUCAGUAAAGAUGAUAAUGAACAAUUAAAACAAAAACUAAAAUUUAAUCGUUUUUUAUCAUUUAAUGAACAUACAUUAUUAUCUAUUGAAAAUUAUCAUUGUUUAAAUAAAGAAUUUAUAAUAAAAGAAACUAAAAAUAAACUAAACAAAAAUUUUUCUAUUUCAUUUACUUAUCUAUGUAAACAAUGUUUAAAAAUUUUUGCUUGUGAUUACGGACUUAAUUAUCAUAUUAGUAUGUCUCAUCCAAAUCAAUCAAUAAUAUGUUCGGAUUGUAAUAUUAAAUUUCGUACACAUCGUGCACUUAAAAAUCAUCAACAACGUUUACAUUCAAUUUAUUCAAAAGAUGAUUUACCUGAUUAUAGUUAUAUAUCAUCAUAUUUAGUUACGGCUUUUUCAACAAAACAAUUUCCAUUGAUAGCUAAAAAUGCAUGUGAACAAAAACGUUUACCAUUAGGUAAUUUUUCAUCAAAAUUAUUUCAAUGUCAUCAAUGUUUAUUAUCAUUUCCAUGUUCAAAAACAUUAAAAUAUCAUUUAUUAAAUAAACAUGAACAAUAUGAAUAUAAAAUUUGUCAAAAUAUUCUUUAUGAUAUUAUUUUACAAGUUGAACAAAAUUUAACUAUAACAAAUAAUAAUGAUAUUGAAUCAAUAAAAUUUCUAUUAUCAAAACAAGCAUCACAUUUUGGACUUAUUGAUAAACAAUUAGCAAAAAAAAUUCAUUAUAUAAAACAAGAACAAUAUCAACUUGUAUUUCCUACAUGUCAACAUCAAAAUCGAACAUGUGCUAAUUUAUGUUUAAAUCAUCUUUCAUCAUAUAAUCAACUUAUGCAAAAUUAUCCAUAUAAAAUAGCUAAAUUACCAAAAGGUAAUCCAUUUGCACAAGGUUCUAUUUUAUCAAAAACAUUAAAUAAAUCAUCAAUGAAUACUUCAAUAGUAUCGAAAGAAUCUUUAAGUACGAAUCAAAAACGUUUAUCAUUAAAACGAGUUAAAUCAUUAUGUUCGGAUGAUUUAACGUCAUCACCAUUAAAAAAAAAAUUUCUUGCAGUUGUUGAACAACAAUCGAAAACAAAUGAAACAAAAUUUUUUUCUGGUGAACAAUCUUCAUCUACUGUAAUCUCAUCGAAAAAAACCGUAGUUAAAAAUAAUCCGAUUUAUGUGCGUUCGCUCUCUUCUAUGUCGAGUAAUUCAUCAAUAUCAACUCGAGCAUCAUCAAAAAGUUCAAGACAACAACUUGCAACAUCAUUAAAACGUAGUAUAUCACCAACAAUUACCCUAGCAGUUGAACGUUCAGCACAGAAACGUCGUCGACAACGUGAACAAAAAAAAGCAAAAACUUCACCAGCAUCCAGUGUUAUUAUUAAAAUUACUGAUGAUAUUGAACAAGAAAAUGACGAUGACGAUGACGAUGACGAUGAUGAUGAUGAUGAUGAUGAUAAGAAUAAUAAUAUUGUUUCUAGAAAAAGUGAACAACCAAAACAACAACGUCGAAAUAAACAACGACAAGCAUCAAAUAGUUCAGUUGAAUAUGUACAAAUAUUAAAUCAUGAUCAACAAUCAAUACCAUCUUUAAAUAAUAUUGAAAAUUUAAAAGUUACAUCAAAAAUAGAUGAUGAAGAAAUUAUUAUAUGUGAUUCACAACCAUCAAUUAAAAAAACUAUUUCAUCGUCAAAUAAAAAUUAUUCAGAAAAAUCUGUUCAUAGUAACGGUAUAUACAAAAGUCAUGGUGAUCAGUCAUCGGAUUAUGAUGAAAACGUUCGUGUUCGUUGUAAAAUUUGUGGUGAAAUACUUCAGGGACGAAGUCGUUUUUCAAACCAUGUGUUAACAAUGCAUUCACAUCUCGUAAAAAACAAUAUAUCCAAUAUAAAACAACAGCCAACUACGACAGUUCGAUGA
Messenger RNA from Rotaria sp. Silwood1, 1911 nucleotides. NCBI's taxonomy places the organism in Eukaryota, Metazoa, Rotifera, Eurotatoria, Philodinida, Philodinidae. The record is from the annotation of a GenBank genome assembly.